GUAAUAUACAUAUUAUUGUAUUACAAUUUAUGUUCACUUAAAAGUAAUAUUGUAUAAAAAAUGUUUGUUAGAUUUUUAUAUAUUCUUUUAAUUAAUAAACAAAUAACUAUAUUUUGUUUCCUAAUUAGCACGAUUAUAUACAUAUAAAUAUACGUGUGUUUGCAGUAAUGUUCAGUAUUGUAGUAAUAACAUUCCAAUGAAAUUUACAUAAGAUAUAUGGAUAUUAUUUUUUACAACUAUUUGUGACACAGUUAUUCAUCAGUAAUUUUUUAAUUAUAUAUAAUAUCAUUUAUAAUAAUUCUACUUCCUUUGUAGUAUUUAUUUUGAAUUAUAGUAGGCAUUGAAUUAUAUGGCACCUAAGAUUUUUUUAUAUAAUAAUGAGAGCCAUAAAGAUACAAAAUGUUAUUAAAUGAGGUAUUUCGCCGCGGUUUCUAAUAUUAUUUUAUUAUCUUCCCAUGUAAAGUUAAAUACGACACAAUGAAUAUGCAUACUCAUACAAAUUGAAAGAUAUUAGAUAUAUGAUACUAAAUGAUAGGUACCUAUAUAAUAAAAAGUUGUAUAGUAAGAAUUUGUAUGUACUUAUAAAUUAUCAUUGAAGAUAAAUUGUGUACCCAGCUGAGACACUUGUCAGAGUACUUCUUUUUUUAUGUAACACAGCAUGCAUUGAACUGGUUAGUGUGCCUGUAGAUCAUAUUAGUUAACAUGCAUAGUACUCUACAAAUGAUACAGUUAUAUAGGGUACAAUCUGUUUAUAAGCGACUUUAGAAUUUAAACACCUCAUAUAAAUAAUCAAUAUUGUACAUACAAAUAAGCACUAAUUGAUAAUUAUCACUUUAUAUUAGAUCAACUAUGCCUACAUUCCUUGUACAAUUUGUAUAAUACAUAUCUUUUAGGUGCAUAUAGAAUUAUAUCAAAGAAUAUACUACAUACACCUUGGAGAUAUGAAAGCCAAUAAUAAUACAAAUGUGCAUACGAAAUACAAUGCACUCAUUAAGUAAGAUAUACUUUCAAUUUGAUAUAUAUUAAAAUUGAAAAGUGUGAAAAGUAAUAGUGAAUGUGUCAUUCACUUAAUAUACUUAUUGACUACUAAAAGAACUAACUAAACAUUUUAAGGAUAUGUAUUGUUAAUUUAUUAUUAAUAAGUAGUGCCUGAAAUUACUAUAUGGUACGCAUAGUGAGUUGGAUUAGAUCAGUAUUCAUCCCUCACAUAUAAGGCAAAGUUGCCACAUGAAAAUUGGAGUAUGAAAGUAUAAACAUAGGAGACAGUUGGUAGUAUGCACUCAAAAAGUGCAAAAUUCUCUUACAUAUAUGUAGUAUGAGUAAUACAAAUCUUAAUGACAGGUAAUAAUUAACAUAUGGUUUUAAUUUUACAUUAAAAAUCAAUCAAAAUCUAUCUAUAUGUUAUGUAUAUUUUAUACUAUGUUUUAUACAAAUCAAAAGUAAUGUCUUUAUUUCUACAAUUAUACAUGAAAUCACAUCAGCAUGAAAAAUAUAUAUGAAUUUUCUUUUAAAAAGGUACAAUUGGAUAAACAUGAUACUUUCCUGAUUGAUAAAGAUCAGUAUUGUAGGAUAUACUGCAAUGUACAUAAAAUACAGUAGGAAUAAAAUAAAAAGGAAAGUGCUUCUAAAGCAUCAUUUUUUACAAUGGAAUGUUUUUAAAUUGUUAAAUUUGUAGUAAUAGUAUAGUUUUACCAAUAGAUCUAUUUGAUCUAUUAUACUAAUACCAGUGGUAUAUUAUCUAUAAAAUGUAUCCGGAUUGAUUUGAUUUAAAAUGCUAAUAUGACAUUUCACUAGUGAGAUCUUUGUUGAGAAAAGAUUUAUGGAAGUUCAGUAUGCAUUUGAAUCUUUGUUAAGUACAGAAAAGUGACACAUUAUUACAUGAAAUAAAUCAUUUGAGAGAUCUUACAUUUUAUAAUAUAUAUAUAUAUAUAUAUACAUAUAUAUUAUGUAAUAUAGAAAAAGAUUUAGGUAAAUUGGUUAUAUCACAUAAUAAUAUCAAGCUAAAUAAUUUAUAAUGGGUAUACCUUUCUGUGCCAUACAAAGACAUUUUGCGGUGCUAGUAUCACAUAUUUAAUGUAAGUGACACAAAAAUUCAAAAUGCUUCCAAAAUAAUCGAGAAACGUUUAACAAAAUUUUAGAAUGCUAAUAUCAAUAACUGUUAAUAGUUACGAUAAUUUAAUUCUAUAAGAUAUAAUGCUCGGCAGCUAUCAAUGUAUGAAUUGUAUAACGGCGUACGAUCGCCACCUGUGCUAGUCUAAGCUAUAUUUAUUUUUUAUAUAUUAUGACUUGUUUAGAUUAAAUUAUAUAGAAGAAGAAUCAGAUUUUGUAUUCUAUCAGAUGCGAUAACAUAACAUACAUAUUCAAUGGUGUGUUUAAAGUAAUUGCACAUAAAAAACAUCUAUCGGUUAUAUAAUUUUUUUUUUUUUUUUUUUUUUUGUUAACAGUAUUAAUAUAUUUGACGAAAUGUUCAAAUGCUAUAUGAUGCACAUAGAAAUUAUUUGCAUAAACAGAAUUGUGCGAUUUAUAUUUUAAUUCUCUCUCAUAUUCUUAAAUAUAAUAUGACCAAAUCACACACAUACACGACACACACACAACACACACAUACUGAACCUAUCUCUUAUAAAAUAAAAUUAGAUUGUAAAUAUAUAAUGAUAUAACUCACAUUCAAACUUGCAUGUGUUGCUUACAAUCUAAUAAUUUGUACAAUAACAUUCAUGACCAAGAAAUUAAUUGUAAAUGAAAUGUCUGAUCGAAUAUUUGUACUGUGAUAGUUCCCCUCAUGUUUGUACGUGUACCCGUCUGUAGUUGGAUAAUGUAGUUUUACUUAAUAUAUAUAUAUAUAUAUAUAUAUAUAUAUAUAUAUAUAUGUAUAUAAUUUUAUUAUGACGGGGAGAUAUCGCAGUUCUUCAAAUAUACAUAUAUAUAGAUCAUUUUCAUAGAAUUGCAUUUUUAUUUAAUUUCUUGUUUUUAUUAUGGGCAGGCUUAUAAAAGAAUGAGAGAAGAAAAAUAACUCAUGAUUCCGUAUAAAUAUGAGAAUUAUUUAAACUACUCGAUAGUCAUAAGAGUAUUAUUAAGCAGCUGAGUGCAAUGUGUUCCACGUGUAUUUUAAGCAACAAAUGAUUGCUUUGGUGUGCGCCUUAAAUAAAAGUAACGCAAAGUGGAUCUUCGAAUAUUAAGAUAUCCACAAAAAAACAUGAUGAUAAAAGAACUUUAAAAUAAUUAUUACAAUAAAAAAGAAUUCAGAUAUAAUAUUGGACAUUGCAAUUUAAGCUUUUUCUUUUUUUGUUUUUGUGGACACAAAAGAUUUAAUUUAACACUAAUUUUACAUUAGCAAAUGAAAAAUAAUUUCUUAUUCCCAAUUGCUCGUAUAAAAAUGCUUGAGAUAUAAUAGAAUACGAAACGUGAAAGAACAAUUUUCAAUAUGACAUGUAUGCACUAAAAACUCAUGUAUUUUUUCAAGUAUUGUACAUUAUUCUAUAAAUAUUAGUUAUAUAAAUUAUAAAUAAUAAUCGGACUAUAUGCAUUAUAAUAAUAAUUAUUAUUAUGAUAACAUCAUGCGUAUAUUAUACGCAACGUAUUAUUAUUAUUAUUAUUAUCAUUAUUAUUAUUAUUAUUAUCAUUAUUACUAUUAUUAAUUAUUAAUUAUUAUCAUUAUAAUAAAUGAUUUUAAAUAACGACGAAAAGGUUAUUGAAUUCUUAGCUUCUGUUAUCCUUUUUUUAUUGAGAAUGUUAGAAAAAAUCGAACCAAAGAUAUUUACUCUACGUCAGUAAUUUCGGAUUUUUUCAACCGCAAGAAUGUACAAUGCUUGCUACAGUGUAUUAUAUUCAUUAAAGAAUAAAACGUAUUUAUCACCGUUUGCGAUUGUGCAAGUCAACGAUAUUCUACUGUCAACUUGUAUUUUAUUUAUAAAACUUCAAUAAGCAAAACAAAUUUUUAGUUUAUUUACUGUUAAUACCAUAAAGUGAUAUUAAAAAUUUUUUUAAACUAAUAAAUCAUAUUUCUAUUUUAACAAUAAAACGACAGUUAAAUAAUAUACAAAAUAAAGAAACAUUAAAUUUAAAAAAUAUCAUGGAUUCUUAUGGCUGUGGAUGUAAAAAUGCUGUUAUCAUAGAGGGAAUAUUUGGAGAAAUUUAUCCUGAUAUAACAAGUUACAAAGAAGAGGCUAUGAACUAUGAGAAUGAAUCCUUCGAAUCCUUAAUCAAAGAUACUGAUCGAAGUUUAAGUGAAUUAAAGCCUAUAAGUGUUAAGUCUUAUACCAUGAUAAAUAAUAAUCGAAUGGAAGUUACUGUUAUUACAUGGGGUGCAUCUAUCGUAUCCCUCAAAUGUCCUGAUAAAUUUGGUCAUAGUACAGAUAUUGUUCUUGGUUUUGAUGAUUUAAAAAGUUACAUGAAUCCUGUACUUAAUCCAUUUAUUGGAUGUGUAUUAGGCAGAUGUGCAAAUCGUAUAAAAAAUGGUUGUUUUAGUAUUAAAGAUAAAGAUUAUGAAUUAACUAAGAAUGAUAAUAAUCAUCAUAUACAUGGAGGGACAAAUGGUUUUGGUCGACAAAUAUGGAAUUCGCAUAUUGAUGACUGUUCUGUUGUUAUGAGUUAUUUAAGUGAAGAUGGAGAAGAAGGAUAUCCUGGUGCAGUUUUAGCUACAGUAAGAUUCAAAUUAACACCUGAUAAUAAAUUGGAAAUACAUAUGCGUGCAACAACAUCUAAGACAACUAUAAUAAAUAUGUCACAUGGUUCUUUGUUUAAUCUUGCUGGACAUGAUGCUGGUGAAGUAGAAUUAAAAAAACAUAAAAUAUUGUUGAACUGUGAUCGCUGGACUUUCUCAGAUUACUCAGAUUCUAUACCAACAGGAGCUAUCAGAGGAGUAGGUGGAACAGUUAUGGAUUUUCGUAUACCAAGACUUCUGGGAGAAUAUAUGGAAAAAGUUCCUCCAGGAGAAGGUUUUGAUCACAACUUUUGUGUAACAAAAAAUUGGCAAUCUGAUAGUUCAUUCGUUGCUCGAGCAUUACAUAUGAAAUCCGGACGUGUUCUAGAGGUCUAUUCAGAUCAGCCUGGUCUUCAAUUUUAUACUGGAGGGCGUUUAUUACAACAAUUUACUCCUUCCACAUUUGUAACAUAUGAUCAUUACCUGCAUCAACAAAAGUUGAAGACAAAUGAAGAUAUUAACAAUUACUUGAACAUGAAUGAAGAAAGUAAAGAGAAUGGAGAGGAAUUGUUAACACCUGAUGUAAGACCACUACAGUUUCUUACAGGAAAAAGAGGAGCACAUUAUAAAAAAAAUUGUGCUUUUAGUAUUCAACCUCAGAAUUAUCCAAAUGCUAUUAAUUAUGCACAUUUUCCAUGUGCAAUUUUGUAUCCAGGUCAAGUCUAUUGUCAUGAUCUCACAUAUAAGUUUGGAGUACAACUUGCUAAUUAUAUGUAAAGAUAUGGAAAUAUAUAACACACAAAAGAAGACAUAAACAAUAUUAAAAUAGCAAAAAAUUUAGCUACUGCACCUAUUGUAUUUCCAAAUGAAUGACUGACUGUUAAUGAGCGCUGAAUCCAUCGAGGUAGUGCCUGCACUUUGUAACGGUAACGUACAUCAACUAAUAUUACACUUGAAUAAUCAUUGAUAUGACGUACAGCUCGUCCAAUACAUUGAUUUACUGCUUUCAUACAGGAAUUUUCAUAGAAGUUUUGUCCAGCAUCUGAUCUCUAUUUAAAAAUAUUUUUUAAAGAACGAUAACGUGUUCAAAAGUUCUGUUUGAAUAUAUUUAAAAGUUAACUUUGAAAUGAAGAUUAAUACAUACAACAUUUUCAUUUAAAUAUUUGAUCUUUUCUUGUAAUUCGAUCGAUUUAAUAUUAGGAUAUGGCAUUCCAAUAACAAUAAUACAUCUUCCCAAAUUAUCAGAAAAAUUUAAUCCUUCACUUAGUUUGCCACCUAAAACAAAAUGCAUACAUAUUGUACAUCUAUAUGUUUGUAAUUUGAUAUAACAAUAGUUAAUUGUAGAAAAAUGUCCAUAAUAAAGUAUUUUGUAUUACCAAUAA
Vespula pensylvanica (western yellowjacket) is the source of this 6021-nucleotide messenger RNA. Its product is annotated as galactose mutarotase-like. The transcript has 10 exons. Gene Ontology annotation, biological process: glucose metabolic process; beta-D-galactose catabolic process via UDP-galactose, Leloir pathway. The coding region runs from base 4070 to 5416 and encodes 448 amino acids. Lineage: Eukaryota; Metazoa; Arthropoda; Insecta; Hymenoptera; Vespidae. Gene Ontology annotation, molecular function: carbohydrate binding; aldose 1-epimerase activity. The record is from RefSeq and is a predicted model, not a curated record.